AUGACUGAAAUUCUCGGAAAGCCAGUCGGCCCUGUUGCCUAUGGCCUCAUGGGCUUCACCUGGCGUCCCGACCCAACUCCCCUAGAUCAAGCUGUUGAAGCUAUGCGCGCCGCCUUCAACAACGGCUGCACCCUCUGGAGCGGUGCCGAGUUCUAUGGACCCCCAAGAUACAACAGCAUGACUCUUCUCAAGGCCUACUUCACAAAAUAUCCCGAGGAUGCCGACAAGGUCACCAUAGCCAUGAAGGGAACCUACAAAGCCGAGGCAUUUAAGCUCGAUGGAUCCCCUGAGAAUGUUCGAAGAUCCAUUGAUAAUGUGAUUGACCAGCUCGGUGGGACUAAGAAGCUUGACCUAUUCGCACCAUCAAGACGAGACCACAAGGUUCCCUUUGAAAAAACCCUUGGCGUCAUCCAGAAGGAGUACGUUGAGACUGGCAAAAUUGGUGGUGUUGCUCUCUCAGAGUGCAGUGCUGCCACCAUCGAAGAGGCUGUCAAGAUUGUCAAGGUCGGUCUCGUUGAGGUUGAGCUCAGCUUGUUUAGCACAGACAUCCUACACAACGGCGUUGCUGCCGCUUGUGUAAAACAUAACAUCCCCAUCAUGGCCUACGCACCUCUCGGGCGUGGCAUGCUUACUGGCCGCUUCGCCAACAGCUCCGAGUUCCAAGGCCAGGGAAUUGCUAGCUCCUUCCCUCGAUUCCAACCCGAGGCUUUCCAGCACAAUCUCAAGCUUGUCGAACAAGUCAAGGCUGUAGCUGAAAAGAGGGGUAUCACUCCAGCACAGCUCGCCAUCAACUGGGUGAGAGGUCUGAACGGCCGCAAAGGACUUCCCACUAUAAUCCCAGCACCUGGAGCGACCACAGCAGCCAGAGUCGACGAGAACGCUCAACACAUCCCGCUUUCGGAAGAAGAGAUGGACACUCUAGGUGAGAUAGCUGAUGCCUUCGAAAUUUCCGGUGGACGAUACCCCGAUGGUGCGCCGAUGCAAACUUGA
Fusarium coffeatum is the source of this 990-nucleotide messenger RNA. RefSeq lists its product as uncharacterized. NCBI's taxonomy places the organism in Eukaryota, Fungi, Ascomycota, Sordariomycetes, Hypocreales, Nectriaceae. Gene Ontology annotation, cellular component: cytoplasm. The record is from RefSeq and is a predicted model, not a curated record. Bases 1 to 990 code for a protein of 329 amino acids. The transcript has 3 exons.